UGGCGGGCCCCCGUCCCCUAACUGCCUCGACUCCGCUGCUACUCGUAAACCAACAUUGUGUCAACUGCCAUCGCCACAGUCCAGCUCUGCGCCUUCUAUAGCGAUACGAUUCUUGUCUUGAUUGAGUUACAUUUGUUCGUUUGUGCUUGUCUUUCAAUCUGGGGAGCUUGUGAGAUCUCUCUCGCAGGAGUGUUCAAUUGUCGUCCUUCUGGGGACGCUGUGGUCUGUUGUUGGAAUUUGGGUGAUUGAUUAUCGUUUGUGAGAGUUGGGCAGUGACGUUGCAGACAGUUCCGUGGUUUUCAAUUACUUGUUGUGUGUGUAGCUUGAUGUGAGUAGUAUUCGUGAGCCUUGGAUUGUGGUUUCUUGAACUUUGGGGUGGCGAUUUUUUUAGGUUUAAACUCAGUUGGGGAUCAGCUGUCUCGGGGGGUAUCCUUGAGUGUAGGUUACUUGGUUUGAUAUUGAGAAAUUCUUAGGGCUCCAGGUGUUUUAUUUUGUUGAGACUGGGGCGUGAAGUUAUUGCAUUCCCCGGUUCUGCUGUGUUGAACAACGCUACAAAGCUUACUUUGCGGUUGCUGUUGAAGUGUAGAAAAUGUUCGAUUUUUGACAUAAUGCAAAGCCUGACCAACUUUAAACGUGAUACCUAGCUGCUCUGAACAUUUUAAAAAUGAACCAGAAUUAUGCUUCUUAAACCGCCUAGAUUUACUUUGAAUGACUACUCAUCAAGCCGAAUUUAAAUUUGGUUUGUCAAAAUUAACAUCUCUUUCAACAACGGUCUUUUUGCGGCUCUCUGGAUUUAUUGGAAGCAUGCCUGUGAGUAUUAUAGCGGUUGAAAUCUAUAUUUUGGAAGGGGAGUAUCCAUGCCUAGCGGAGGAGAGAAUAUGUUAAUUCGUGUUUCACACAUUCACCAAACGAAAGUUCAUCAAUGUAAGAAACCUGUGAAUGGAUCGAACAGGGUUCAUAGUAUACCCUUUGAAAGUCACGGAGGGUUGAAAGAUCAACAGCGCGCCGAUGACAUGGAUGAUACCAGUGUUGAGUUUCUUCAGGGUUCUGGUUGUGAAGCAAAGCAUUCGGAUUUUAUUUUAGCGCACGAGGAAAAGAGUGAGCACGAUCAAUCAGUGGUAUUGGACUCAUCGAAAGGGUUAGAGGCGAGUCCAGAUUUCAGAAACAGGAUUACUCGGCAAUUGCGCUGUCCAGCAUUUGCCUGGAAAUCAUUGGAGGCCAUGCCUGUCCGUGAUCUCUUCCGUGUGACCCACUCAAUCUCGGAACCAAAACCAUCAAAAGACUCGGAUGAGACCUUCGUUAAAAAUGGAAGCAAUUUAUUGAGUACAGUAGAAGGUGAAGGAAUAUACUCUGAAAAGGAGUUAGUCUCUGUUGUGCUUGCAUUUCAGCGUUGGCGUCAUGUCCAUCUGAAGAACAUACUGGGCCAAGAAUUAAGAAAGGUGCUGGAAGAAGCUCGAGAGGAUGAGACCACCCUAUCAGCACUGGAAACUGAGCUGGAGGAAACUGAACAACAGUUGACUUCUGCACGCGCUAACUCCUCAAAGCUCCGCAGCCAACUUGCCGCAUCAAUGAUUAACAACCAUGAUAAUAGCUAUUCUGCCCACAAGACUACUGUAAGCAAGAGUGAGAUGGAGAUGAUGAGGAUUAUGGAAAGAUUAAAGGAAGCGGAUAUAGAAAUUCAGUGGCGGGAUAAUGAGGUCCAGCAGCUUAAUGAGAGAAUAAGAUGUAUGGAGGAUCGAAGUGGACGAGUCGAUGACAAACUAAGUUGCCUUCAAGCCGAGAAGAUUAACCUCCAAGCAGAAAAUAGAGCUCUUCUUGAACAGUUUUCUAGGGAUAAAGAAGUAAUAAAGCAAGCAGAAGAGAUUGAGAGGCUCAAGCCCUCAACAGACAGACUGGUGGAACAGCAGAAAUCAAAGCACCAGCGGCUGGAGUCAUUAGUGGCCAAAUAUAGUGCAGAAGUUAAGACCCUGCAAGAGCAAUUGCAACAAGCAUGUGAAGCUAAGUGUUCAAAAGAGAUAGAGUUGGCUACUGCAGUGAAGCACUCCAGCCAUUUGAAGCAGGAGAAGGACAUCCUGCUGUUACAACUUCUAGAAGCUGAGAAGCGGGCAGAUCUUGCAUCUGCCCGUGCAGAGGAAUUCUGCGUGAAACUGCACUUCACUUCAAAUGAUGGAGCGAAAGCGUCAGAAGAAGUUCUCUCAGAGAUGAUCAAACAUCUAAAGAAAUUGACGGAUCACGUGAGAGAACUAGAGACCACCGUCUAUGCCGCGGAUCACGCGGAACCAUUCUCUCCGCACGCUGAUGGAUCCAGUAUCCGUCCUAAAUUAGUGAACUCUAUAGGGAGUAAGAAUUGGUGUGCUGAAGCUGGCAAGUGUGGCACAUCAGAGUUAGACCAAGUUUAUUGCUCCUUUCCUCAAGAUACAGUUUUAGGAUUGUUACACAGUAUUUACCAAUUGUGCCCAGCUUGCACAAUAGUCAAUGCACACGACCGAAGUCAUGUCAGUUUUUCUACUGAUAGUGACCACGUACUCUUAAAUCCUUCAAACAGAGUGCAUCAUUCACAUCCACAACACAUAUGUCAGGAUAAGAUCAAUAGUUGGAUUUGGAAAUGGCGGUGGGCUGCAUCCAUUGCAAGGGUGGAGUUUCUUGCCAGAAAAUUGCACAGCUUUGACCAAAAACUGUCGGAGGAAUCACGUCGGGAACAUAAAGUGCAAGAGUUAAUAGAGAGGCUGAGAACGGCAAAUCUGACGACAUGCGUGGAGAAUGAGUUAAGCACCAUGGUAGCAGAUCACAAACUUGUGCCAUUGAUAUUGUCAGCAUGGCGAGCAUUCGCCCGUACAUCUGUGCUUGAGCGGAAAGCCAUCUCUCGGGGUGCUUUACUGGACAAAAUGCUCAAGGCUUUACCUUGUUGGAUUCGAAGAGUAAGCAAGCGGCGACAGCUUGAACGAAGUUUUUUUCGAUGGCAAGUAGUGACUUUGAGCAGCGAUCAGCAACCGAGGUCCCAACAAGAGACGAGAAAUAACUCCAAAAAUAAGAUUGUGGAAGAGCUGCAUCCUGGUCAUGAAGAUUCAAAAGCACCGUCCAAGCUCCUUUCUUCUCCAACAAAUCGUCAACGACUACUCUCGGAAUCCUCGGAUAAAACUGUUGUUACUGUCCAGCGGAGACCUGUAAAGACACCCGCAGCAGUUGCUCACCACAGGGUCAGCCAGAAACUCAAUCUUGGAGAUAACGGGAAUCAACUUUCAAGCGGUUCCCAGACCAGGGUUUUGCAGGCAUUGCAGACAACAUUGCAGCAGGAGGAGGUCGAACUUAAGAAAAUUUUGUGCCACGAGAUUCAGCCUUUGCAGCGCCACGUUCAGAUCCAGAGCAGGCCAGCAACCGCGCCAACCAUGUCCUCGUCCGCAAAAGUACGCGAACCUGACGAGGAUAAGGUGUUGAAAUCGGUAUUGGGCGUUUGCAACAACUUAGCAUUGGCUCUCACUAACGUGAGAGAAAAACUCAGCCCCCAUGUUCUGGCAGACACAGAGAAUACAUGCAGUACAAACCAGCGCGUGAAGCCAAACAAAAAAGUGUCUAAUACAGGCUUGCUUUUGCAAGAUUCCAGAAGGGCACGGUUCUUGGACGACCAGACAAUCAAUACCAGUGCCAGGAGUGGAAUGGAACCUGGCAGACCAGAAUUGCCAAAACCUCCUCCAGAUUUGGAGGGCUUGGGUACCCAUACACGGCCACGAGGCCCAACUUAUACUUGUGGCAAAAAAGCUGCCUACGUAACUUCGAGUCAGCAAAGAGUAACACGGAUCGCUUCCAUAGGUGACGAGGAAAGAACCCGCCGGUUGUCAUCAACCACAGCAUCAAGUUUGCAGAAAGAUGCAUUCCAUGUUUCGCUGGAUUCAAGAUCGACCAGAUCUAGUGGGUGUGCACCAACAAUGGGGCUUCAAAAGCUCAAUUCCAGGAAUGAGUCCUCAUUCCGAAACGGACAAAAUGAUACAAUGACCCCAAGAACAAAGAGAGCUAGGCAUGAGAUUAGACCAGCCGUGGUGAAUGCCUCGAAGAAAGAACAUCGCAGCUCGAUAGUAUAUUCCCUCUUCCCGGUUCAAGAGAAUAAAACGUUCAAGCGUGUUCCUUCAUGCAACAGAAAAUCUACACGGACCUCAAAUCCGGCGUUAAACAUUACUGUGAUAAAGAAAAUCUUGGAAGGCGGAGCAGCGAAUGCAUCACUAGACGAGAAAAAACUCUUAGGAUCAGCAUUUACCAGACUGCUGGGUGCAAAAAUAUCCAAGUUGCGAGGGGGCCAGGCAAUGUGAAGAAAGGGACCCUCCAAGUUUGAGAUUUAUCUAUUUCAAUCAGACUUGAAGCAGGGAGAUUCGGGUUUCUAUUCGUAACCUCAUUUCUAGAAAUUAUGUGGAGCCAAUUUUAUAAGAAAAAAAAAAAAAAAACCAUCUAAAGUCGCCUCACCGCAGUUGGGUGCCACAGUUCGAGUUGCGUUCUUGCUCGUUGGGAAGAUUUGUCUUAAGUUUGUUGCUAGUAUCGUUCUCCACACUAAGUUUUUGAUACUUUGAAGUGCAGUUGAUAUUAGAACGAAUGAUUUUUAAUACUGGCUAGAGAGGUGAUAAUUCCGUAAAUUCUGAUUUUUUGAAAAUUAUGAUUAUAGAGCGAAACAAGAAUCUGUCCACCCAGUAUUGUAAUUUUUUUUUUUUCUUGAGAUUUGUCUAAUCAUUGCUUGCACUU
This is a messenger RNA of Physcomitrium patens, 4725 nucleotides long. RefSeq lists its product as uncharacterized. Lineage: Eukaryota; Viridiplantae; Streptophyta; Bryopsida; Funariales; Funariaceae. The record is from RefSeq and is a predicted model, not a curated record.